Rhodofomes roseus is the source of this 748-nucleotide messenger RNA. RefSeq lists its product as uncharacterized. The record is from RefSeq and is a predicted model, not a curated record. The coding region runs from base 145 to 576 and encodes 143 amino acids. Lineage: Eukaryota; Fungi; Basidiomycota; Agaricomycetes; Polyporales; Fomitopsidaceae. The transcript has a single exon.
CAUGAACUUGUUCAACUUUUGAAGACGUCGCCUCCUCUGAUCCAUAAUGUCUCGCAUUCUCCGUAUCUCCAUAUCAUGAUUCUCGCUCCUCGUCUCCUCGUAUCCCGUUGCUUUCGCUAUGUACCGUUGUACUAAUAUGUCAAGAUGGUUGCGUCGGUUGCUCGAGUGGUGCCCAGGGUCGUUCUUGCUGCUCGUAGAGGUGGUCGUGGCUGCAGCUCGGCAACGAUGCAUUGGUGUGUUGCGAUCUCAAAUGCAUCUGCUAUUUUGGUGCUCACAACGCGCCACAGGUGUCUGGUCCUUGGGCAAAAACGUGCGCUAUGGCCUCGAGUACUGUAUGCUCUGAAUGUUGGGUGUGUUCGUAUGCUUUGCUCUCUACUAGAGCAUGUGCAUUGUACUUCAUUACAGUUCCGUGGAGGACAAUUAAUUGAUUAUUUGCAGCAUGGCGCUCGGCCACGUCAGCCGCUUCGUGUCUGCUAUUGUCAGCCAACGAGCAGACCCUGCAUGUCGCCAUCGCCGACCCGUCUGGAACGCCAUGGAUUCGGGGGCUCAUGCACGACCGCACCUGGGAAACGCUGAACGGCUUCUAUGCCCGAUGUUGCCCCAAGCCGCAGCGAGCUCUGAAAUUCUCAGCGCGGAAGCGCAAUAUAUCAGGAGAAUCUGACUAGGCCAUAUGCUUGUUAAGCGCGAAGAAUGUGACACUGUCUCAAUACUGUCCGCUAGUUCAUUUCAAAACUGCCCCUUACGGCCG